Molecule: messenger RNA, 2364 nt
Organism: Paraphaeosphaeria sporulosa
Lineage: Eukaryota; Fungi; Ascomycota; Dothideomycetes; Pleosporales; Didymosphaeriaceae
Exons: 4
Coding region: 125-2248 (707 amino acids)
Source: RefSeq, a predicted model, not a curated record
CCUCUUUGUUGCCCCCCAGAUUCACUGAGACGCCCCAGCAGCAGUUGUUCAGAUCGUCACGGCCACCCCUGCCGAGCUUGCACGUGUUCCGCAGCGACCCGUCCAUGCUGCACCCGCUCCCAGGAUGACGGUCCCCAGCAUCGGGGAUAUAUUGUUACUCUCCCAAACGGCUUGGAAAGUCGGUCGUGCUUUCACUGCGGGCCGGACCCACGCACCCACCGAGUUUCAGGACGUCGAGGUGGAGAUCAAUGCCCUUGCCAAAGCUCUUAAGCUGCUUGCCGAGGCUCUGUUCGCCGAGUCUGAAGAUGGCCUGCUGAAGCAAGCAGACGCCAAAACCGAACAUGGAUUUGCCACUAUUGUCAAUUCCUGUUCGCGAGCCGUUCACGAUCUCGAAUCUCUGCUGGACCAGUACCAAGUCGUCAAGAAAACGCGCAACUCCGGCGGUUUUGCCGUUGAAAGAUCAUGGAGUGACAUGGUGCUGGCGCAGUACAAGACCAUGAUGUGGACUACAGAUGGAGGAAACCUGCAGAACCUGCGAUAUCUGCUUCAGAUGCACGCAAACACCAUCACUCUCACUAUGCGUGCAUUGCAGAGCAAGUCGAUAACCCAACUCGAAUGCGUCGUCAAUCCGAUCGCUGAACAGGUAGACAGCAUUCAGCAUCGAACGCGCACCCUCAGCCAGCAACUUGAUGAAGCCAAUCGUAUCGUCAGAGACAUUGCAAGCCGGUCGCACUUCCCGCCCACGCCAAAUACUAUGGCCAGCUCACCAGGCACCCUUCCUCUUCAGCCAUCACAAAAUUCGCCAGAUCUUUACUUGGCAUCAGACUUCUUCCCCCCUCGGAAGAGCUCUAACAGUAACCGCCCUCGAUCUCCACCCCCCUCAUUUGGUUCCCCAGAGCUUUCCGCGCCUGCCUCACCGCCUAGAUCUACGCUGCCUUCGCCGCGGACAACUCGGAAACGGAUCUCCGAAUUCAGUGUCGGCGGCCCUGGGUCACGGUAUUCUGGCAGUGUAGCGUCCUCUGAUGGAGAUUCCAGCCACGACUCGAAAACCCCACUCCGAUACGCGUACUUGUCUCGUCAACCUUCCACGAAAGCCCCCAACCUUGCCAAGUCGGUGACAGACCGAGAGGCGCGCUCCAGGCCAGACUCCGGGGUGCUUUCGCCCAUGCUACCACCGCCAGCCAUGACGCUUCCACCUUUGCCAGAUACUGAGGCUGGUGCUGAAACAGCGUCUUUGAUAUCAGGGCUGAGUCUCGGCCAACAAUCCCCAUCUGCGGGAUCAGAAAUCAAGAAAUUGCAUCGAAGCUCGAUGACAUUGGUUCAGAAAGAGCAAUUCGAAAAAGUGGCGUUCCGGAACGCGGCUAUCUUAUGCGACGUCCGUGGUACCACAGUCGAAUAUGCGCAAAAAGUAUCGGCCGACGAGGGCUCUCACGAUGUUGAGAUGGUGGAAGCUUGCCACGAAUGUCGCAUUGCUGUCGUUCGUAAGCGCGAGGCGAUGGCCGAUGCGAAACACGAUAUCCGCAUGAUGACUUCAAUAUGGGUCUUUAGUGAUGAUAACACGGUCAGGCUAGAACUCAAGAUGGUGGACGGUGAGAUGUAUGUCCCGUACUCGAGCUACUUUAGCCCGGAGAAAGUCUCCGUCACCGUGCCGUGCGAGCUCAAAUUCCACGAUGUGAAGUAUGGACAACGUGUACUCAGGACUGCGAAGACGACCUGGAUCAAUUACAUCUUCGAGUCCGCGCACAGCGCAGCGCUGUUUCAAAAUGAGCUUAUGGGCCGCACACUCCUUGCCACCUACCGCACCUCCAAGACCUUGCGUAUCCACGAAGGCCUCUCGGGUGCCUUCUCAUACGCCGAGCAAAUGUGCGGCAUGGAGAAUCUGCGCAUCUGGGAAGACAAUGACUCGCUCGCCGUCAUUGUACUCAUCCACUUCAGCCCACAGUUCCGUAACGGCUACCUGGCUUUCUACCUCAACUCGGCUAACACGCCCAUUCGCGUGAAAGACGAUGGCGGCCGUGAGGUGAAGGUGAAAGGGUUGCGGGUGCCAUUGGAGGGCAAAGGCAGUGGGAGGAAAGACAGCGUUAUUGCAGAGGGAAAGAACAGGGGCGAGGGCGUUGACAAGAAAAAGAUGGUCACGGGCGCGCGGAUCGAGUUUGCGAGCGAGGCAGAGAAGAGAGAUUUUCUAAGCCUAGUUUGGGAGGUCCAGAAAGAGAUGCGGGAUCUGCCCGGCUUAGCGGGUGUGAAUUAGGACCCUAAACUUUUUGGUUGCGGCUUCAUUAUUGAAGAUUGUGCGAUGUUGUUGGUUCCGCUUUGUAUAAGAUGAGGGCUACGGCGGUAACCUGAUUUGGAUGACAUCCAGGACCU